Lotus japonicus is the source of this 3650-nucleotide messenger RNA. RefSeq lists its product as uncharacterized. The record is from RefSeq and is a predicted model, not a curated record. The coding region runs from base 923 to 3409 and encodes 828 amino acids. The transcript has 10 exons. NCBI's taxonomy places the organism in Eukaryota, Viridiplantae, Streptophyta, Magnoliopsida, Fabales, Fabaceae.
UUUAAUUACGAAACGGAAGAAACAAGCCAAACAACCAUUGCAUGUAGUCUUUGUGUCACUGGUGACUUUACUGAUAAAGGCUCUACUUAAACGAGAUCCAAUCAGUGUUCUUCUAAUGAUCACAUUCGGUCUCUCCUUUGAGUUGCGCAUGCGACUGUAGGCACCACACUAGCAGUGAAGCUGGUAACGUCCUUCGCUUUUCUUCCAUUCAUAAUCCGAUCCGGUCUUGAUUUCAUCCAGUUGUGGCUUUUUCUCCUCUUCAUUCUCAAGUGCUAUAGCUUGUUCGCUAAAUUCCUUCCCGAUACCCCUUCAUCAAUUCUCAGCCAACCCAAACCCUAGCCUUGGAAAAUACACAAAGUCAAGCUACAUUUAGGGCUCCCAAUCCUUCGUUUUUCUUCCAUUCAUAAUCCGAUCCAGUCUUGCUUUCAUCCAGUUGUGGCUUUUACCCCUCUUCAUUCUCAAGUGCUAUAGCUUGUUUGCUAAAUUCCUUCCCAAUACCCCUUCAUCAAUUCUCAGGCAACCCAAACCCUAGCCUUAGAAAAUCUGGUGAUUCUUCGAGUGGUUUGACCUAAUUUGAUAAUCUAAGAAUCUCAAAUCUGUUUGAGAGGCAUCAAGAAUUAGAAAUCCUUUGUGAUAUCGUCUCGUGUGUGAGAAGAUCGGACAACACAAAUGUUGGAAUAGGUGAGAGUGGUGAUCGUGAUAGAAAGGAUGCAUCUCACUGUUUGACUUCAGAUAUAGCUUUCCCGUGGCUGAAAAGGUCGUGACCACUAUUUAUUUUGACAAAGCUGGUGGCAAUAACUGUGAGGUUCCAAAAUAUACUGAAGAACCUCCACUGGUUGAGGGCGAACAUUUUGAGUGCUCAAGUCAUUCAUCCCAGAAAAAUCAUCUCCGGCAGUCUGUUUCUCUCAUCAAGAACACAAGAAUGAAAGAAUCUCAGCUAUCGCUGCCAGAAAACCCUAGCAAUGGUUCAGACUUAAUGGUCGAUUGGGUUAGAGUUUGUGAUACCUGUGGGGAUGUAGGAGUUGAGUCCUCACUUGUUUCUUGUAACAAGUGUCCUGAUGGGGCUGUACACACUUAUUGUAUGCGUGUUAAGCUGUUUGAAAAGCCUAAACAUUGGGUGUGUGAAGACUGUGCACCAACGGCAGGAACUAACAAAUUAGUGGAAGAUGACGUUGAAGUAGGUGGUAGAAGAAACACAGGACAUUUAUCAAAAAGUUCAAUAAACCUUGAAUCUAGUGAAGGUGCAAAAUUCAACUCUAGAUCUUCAUAUCCUAGUAAAAGUAAGACAAUUGGUGUAAGCUUGACAGGUAAUUUAUCAGAUAAAAGACAUGGAGUCCCUUUAGAAGCUCUGACAGCUCAAAAAGCCAGGGCUACUGAAAGAAGAGCUGUAUCCUCUAGGUCUUCCGAACCCUGUGAAGACUCCUUGCUUUCUGAAGACUUCUCAUGCGAGGAAUCUGAAUCGGUCCAAACAAAAUCAGUCAAUGAUUUUGUUUAUUCUUUUCCACCAAGGUCUGACAUUUCUCAAGAGAACGAAAAGGUUCCUCGUGCUUGUGGUGAUAAAAAAUGUGUCAGCACCUUAGCUCAGUUAGAUGAGAAAAGUGGGGCUCUUGAGGGAAGUAUUAUAUCUCACCAAACUUCCACGACACACAACCAUUCUUCUCUUGGUAGGGAAGCUCCAUCUGAGAAGUUGGGGAAGGUGAAAUUCGGGGCUGCUGGUACAGCAACUUCUCUGAAACCAUCUUCCAAUGGUUCAUUCUUAAAGGAAAAGGAAAAGUUGACCUAUGGUUUAGGUGAUGGAUCACCAAAUUUGGAAUCGCAAACUGACAUAGCACAAAGUAAAUGCUCUCUUUCUGGAGGCUCUCUGUUGAAGUCAAACUCUUCCGAAGCUGCGAAUUUGAAACCUAAAGGACAGCUGGCAAAGGAUGGACGUUUGCAAAAGCAGAAGGUUGAGAAAGAUCCGUCUUUUCAUGAUGAUAGAAAGGGAAAAGGUCCUAAAACGGUAUCUAUGGCAUCUGAUUGUGCGUUUUCAAAGGAAUCAAAUGCUAUUGGUUCUAAGGUUCUCCCAGCAGAUGCGUAUGUGCUAAAUAAUCCUCCAAUGAGCUUACUAGCUUCUGAUUCUGCUGUAACUGCACUAAAGAAGGAAAAAGGAACUAUUUCUGGUGGUGAUUCUUAUUUUUCAGGAUCCCGUUUUUGUAAUCCUGAUGUUGUUGGAGGUUCAGGACAAUCAGAUCAUAGAUCACGGCGAAGCAUUUACAAAUCUCACAAAGAUUCAGGAUCCCGUUUUUGUAAUCCUGAUGUUGUUGGAGGUUUAGGACAAUCAGAUCAUAGAUCACGGCCAAGCAUUUACAAAUCUCACAAAGAUUCAAACUCUACAAAUAAAAAGAAGAAAAAUGUGAGCCAACAAGCUAAACACCCUGCAAAAGUUGUUGCUCCUAUGACUGGUCCUGCUUCUGGUGAAAUGUGCCCCUUGAGAGACUUGGCCCAGGUUGAGGCAACAGCCCUCUUACAGGGCUGUGUCGUCCCAAAUACUGAUCAUUCAUGGCUAGGCAAAUUUCUGAUACACAACAGUGAGGGCAUUCCAAGGAAUUGUGAUGGGAUUCUAGCUCAUUUAUCAAAUUGUGCAUCACUUGGAGUUGUUGAAGUUGUUGACAGGCUUCCUGGGAUUAUUUUAUUGGAGGAACUACCUCGCUUAAGGAUUUGGCCACCUCAAUUUAUGGGAAGUCGAGUCACUGGAGAAAAUAUUGCCCUCUACUUUUUUGCAAAGGAUGUUGAUAGCUAUGAUACAUACUAUAGAGGAUUGAUGAAUAACAUGAUCAAUAAUGAUUUAGCUCUGAAAGGAAAUUUGGAUGGGGUUGAGCUUUUAAUUUUUCCAUCCAACGUUCUGCCCGAGAGAUCCCAGCUUUGGAACCAGAAGAUGUUCCUCUGGGGUGUAUUCAAAGUGCAAAAGGUGAAUAACUUAGCAAACACACCAGUCUCAAAUUCUCUGAAGCAAGGAAAUAGAGAUACGGUGAAAAGGGGGGCAAUUGAUCUCAAUGUGUAUACUGAAGAUGCAAAUGUUGACAGAGGUCUUAAUCUUACAGUGCAGGGUAGAAGCACAACACCAGAAAAUGGUUCUGUUAGGAUUGAGCACCAUGUUAAGGAGCUACCAACAUCACUCUCUCCUGCACCGCCUUCAACUGUGGAAAAUAUGGAUCGGCGUGAUUGGGACGCUGCGGAAGCUUUGAUUCUUCUCUCUAGUGUACAGGGUAGAAGCACAACACCAGAAAAUGGUUCUGUUAGGAUUGAGCACCAUGUUAAGGAGCUACCAACAUCACUCUCUCCUGCACCGCCUUCAACUGUGGAAAAUAUGGACCGACGUGAUUGGGACGCUGCGGAAGCUUUGAUUCUUCUCUCUAGUGGUUUGUUUUGAAUGAAGAAAACCUCUUAUUUAUACUUUACCCUUUUAUGUUCAUGUGUUUUGUUUGUCACUGGAUCACAGUGAUAUUAAUAAUCCGUGGUACAUACAUUUGUACCUAGAACGUGGGCAUGCCUUGUUUGUUUUCCAUUCUAGUAUCUGUUUUGGUGCCUGUGUAAUGGCCAUUGUUACUGCUGGAGGGGCUGGACAGUAUUAUUUGCUGGAGAGGAUCCAAAUUCAUUGGAGUAUUUAAUCA